AUGGAAACUUCUAAGUCUUCUAGCGACGAUAUAAACUUUCGUCCUCCUGAUGAGCCUGGCCCAUCUUUUCGAGUGCCUGAGAAUAUCAGCAGAAUGAACGGUGGCAAAAGACGCGGUUCAGGAAGAUUUGAUGAGUGGAUACAUAUGAGGGAGCAGCACAAUUUUAAGGAUAAUACAACGUUUGCCAGAUUUCUGUUGCAAUGUGCCCAGAAUGACCUUUGUCGUGACAAUGUCUCAAAUGUCACGGAACAACUAACUGCUUGGUGGUAUAGACGAAAGGGAAAGGUAUUUGAUUAGUUUUUUUUUAAAUGAUAAGGCUUUUAUUAAACCGAUAAAUUCUGCAUUGAAUAUAACAACAUAACGUUUGUGAAUUGUGUUUCAGGACGUUACCAGCCAGUCCAUUGUCAGUGACAAGCCAUGUUGACUUUGGCUCCCCUAUAGCGACUUCAACUCCUUGCAAAGGCAAAAAACACCUCUUUUUAAAUCAGGUAACUCAUACUGUUUACUGAUUUUUAUUUUUGGCAUGCCAGCUUUAUCAGCUUUUUGACUUUGUACUUUCAAUUUGUAAAUAUGGAUACAUAUACUUUACAUUAUUAUUCAUUAGAUAUACAAUUUGUGUUUUGAUUGGUUAGCCUCCUGCAAAUAAUUCCUAGUAUUUGUAAUUAUGACAUCAUAUCUAGAAAUAAUUCCAUGAUGUCAUAUAUACAAAUCAUAGGAGAGAUUAUUGGACGGCGCCUGCGGCAUUACAGCGGUAACGUGCAUGAAAUUACAAAAGCGUGGGAAGUUUGUGAUUUUGUUUUCUUAACUACAAUGGCCACAAGCCUACAAGUGCCCGUUUUGCAUCCCAUUCAAGGAUGAAAAUGAAUAAUAAAACAAUAAUUGAAUUCAGUUUUCAUUGACCUCGGUCUGAAUAAUUCUGGAUAUCCUGCUCAAUUAUUGAUAAGAUUAUGGGGAAAUCUGUACAGUAUGGCAAAAUAAAAACGUCAAUGUAGCCAGCAAGUGCCACAAGACCCACAUUACUAGAAGUAGAUUAUUUUAUACUGUUUUACUGAACUGUUAUGUAUAAUCUAUUUUAGGUGUCAAUCAAUCAACAUUGGUCAUUGAACAUCUCACUCUACCCACCCACAAUAGAGUAUUUAUUGAUUCGGUGAUUAGAAACACUUCAAUUACAAUGCAAUCCCUGCAUCUACAAGAUGACAGCGAUGAUGAAAGUGUCUUUGAUGAAAGUGCAGAUGAAAGUGGUGAUGAUGUUUAUUGUGAAUCUGAUGUCAGUAGCACUAGUAGUUAUGAUGAUGAUGAUGAUGAUAACAUUCAUCAAGCAUGUUACUUGCCACCAGAAUUUGAUCAACUGAACAUUUCAUGUGAUAAAGACUUUUUGGAUCAUGAAAAUGAUGGCAUUGAUUCAACACUGAUUGAACCAGUUGAUAUGGACACUAGUUCAACUGAAGGAUUAGGAUCCAUUGAAUGUAACAUACCUUCAAUGUCAUAUGAACAGCCUGAUUUAGUGGAGGGAAACGAUCCUUUGACCAGACUUCUUCCAGCUGGCUACGAGAAUUGUAAGGUUGCAGAUAUUGAGGAAGAGCUAUGA
Paramuricea clavata is the source of this 1588-nucleotide messenger RNA. The record is from the annotation of a GenBank genome assembly. Lineage: Eukaryota; Metazoa; Cnidaria; Anthozoa; Malacalcyonacea; Plexauridae.